This is a messenger RNA of Sphaeroforma arctica JP610, 171 nucleotides long. RefSeq lists its product as hypothetical. The transcript has a single exon. Lineage: Eukaryota; Ichthyosporea; Ichthyophonida. The annotation marks the transcript as partial. The record is from RefSeq and is a predicted model, not a curated record.
AUGUUCAUCAACAAACGCGACAAGCGCGUGCAGCAGUACAAGGCAAAGGACGAGGCCGACCGUAGACGCCGAGAAAAGGAAGCCAAGGCGCAGGCGGAGGAGAUCGCGCGCGAGAAAAAACAGCGGCGCCAAAUGGAGCGUCAGGAAGCCUUGCAGCAGUACGAAGAGCAG